UGCAGCUGGGAGGGAGAGCCAGUUGUCUGUCUGUGAGGUCACAGCUGAAGUCACAAAGUGUUGAAAAGGGCAAGGUUGAUAUGGAAACAGGAGGCUGUUGUGAGAUGGGGCUCAAAGAGGAAAAAGUCUAGGGGGGAAGGAGUGGGGCAAAGUGUAAUUUGGGGAACCAAGCAGGGGCCUGGAGCUAUCUCCAUCUUCAGCUCCAGAGUCCUUGGUUUCUGUCUGAGAACAAAUGGCACAGCAUUCCUGCCAGGAUCAAGAACCAAAGGCAGAAAUGACCUCCAAGCAGCAGAGAAGCACAUCCACAGAAGGGACAAUGAGAUCACAGGAAAGACAGGUAACCAUCACUGAAACCCUGUGGGACCAGGUGCUGACAGUUUUUAAGGAUAUACAAAAGGAGCUGCAGGAAGAUGCUCAGAUUCGAGGGAUGAGCAACUGCUCCGUGACACCCAUGACAUCAGCACCCAGGACUGGAAGCGUAAGGCCUCCAGAUUCCUCCAUGACCCCAAAGUUGAGAAGACUGCAGUUCAACUCUGGAGAGAAGCCAUCAGGAGGCUGUGUCCACAACCUGAAGACACAGCAUUUCAGUCAAUCACCUGACUACCCUGGACCCUAACUCUAUAACCAAGGAAGAAGGACAUCUCUGCUUCAGCCAGCACAGCUUCAGUUGCCUGAAAAGGGGAAGAUAUUAGCAGAUAUCAUCACUGAACCCAAAAGAGAGGGUGGUGCCCAUGAGUGGAGAUGCCAGGGCCUAUGGCUGAAACUGGGAACUUGGAAAUCAAGUGAGACCCAAGCACAUUCCAACUGCCAAAGCAAGGAAACCAGCAAACAAGCAGCUGAUAAAAUAAAUGUGAC
Messenger RNA from Chlorocebus sabaeus (green monkey), 855 nucleotides. It is a transcript of the gene LYLDT1, whose product is annotated as chromosome 11 C12orf54 homolog. The record is from RefSeq and is a predicted model, not a curated record. Lineage: Eukaryota; Metazoa; Chordata; Mammalia; Primates; Cercopithecidae.